AUGGCCGCAGCUCAGGUCACCGCCAUCCUCAGCCUCACGGCGCUGCUGCCCACGGCCGCCUUCCCCUGCGGAGCCCCACGCCCGGACAACACCACGGCAUCAAAGCUGCUGGGGACAUGGCUGUACGUGGCAGGGGCUGCCCAGUUCCCCCAGCACCUCCUGGAGAUGCUGCUCAUCGACCACGGUCACCUCUACGUGGAGCCCCGUGAGGAGAAGCUGCUCAUCACCCAGCACAUGGCCGUGGGGGACCAAUGUCUCACCAACAACUCCACCUACUUCGAAAGCGCCGCCGGUAACGCCACGCUGGUGAAGCACGCCAAGACGCAGCAAACUGUGGGGAUGGUGAUGAACCUCAGCUCUGAAGACGUUUUACUCAUCCAGUACAAACCACAGAGGGAAAGGACGUAUUUGGGACUAUAUCUCUACGCCCGAAACCUGAGCGUGAGCACGGCCCACCGGGAAGAGUUUGAGCACCACGCCAAGGGCCUGGGGCUGAGCGAAAAGGGGAUCAUCUAUGCGCCAUGGAAAACGGAGCUGUGUCAAGUGAAAGAAACCAAAAAAGGAAACAGCCCGUGCACGGAGCCCACAGCUACAGCCACGGCAUCGCCGCCUCUGGGUACCCCCCGGCCUGGGAACGCGGGUAACUAA
Messenger RNA from Leptosomus discolor (cuckoo roller), 648 nucleotides. RefSeq lists its product as uncharacterized. The record is from RefSeq and is a predicted model, not a curated record. NCBI's taxonomy places the organism in Eukaryota, Metazoa, Chordata, Aves, Leptosomiformes, Leptosomidae.